UGCUCAAUGCUCAGAACCUAGUGACCUCACCUUUAGGGAACAGUGGAAUCUGGGUAUUCUUAGAACUCCUAUUGGAUGGACAGAUGGGUAGGUGAGCUCCCUCUCCCCAGAGCCAUCGGCCAGGUACCAAGGCUAGAACUUAUGGAUCCCCAACAGGAGGAUCUGAGUCUCCCUGAUGUGUGGGUCUCACUGUACUUUGGAUUCCUGGGGCUGUGUUCUUUGGUCACUGGUGGUUGCAUUCUCUUUCUGCACUGGAGGAAGAACCUGCGCCGGGAAAAGCGUGCCCAGGAGUGGGUAGAGGUGAUGAGAGCCACCACAUUCACCUACAGCCCACUGUUGUACUGGAUUAACAAGCGAAGGUACUAUGGCAUGAACACAGCCAUCAACACAGGUCCUCCACCUUCUGUCACCAAGACUGAGACUGAGGUCCAGAAUUCAGAUCCUCUGGGGGAGUUGGACAGCACUGAAAGUAGAAGCCAUGCUGCUCAAGAAAGCAACCCCAACAUGGAGGCCACUGUCCUCCUGCAACCUGCAUUGCAGCUGGUCCCACAACAGUCCCUACCUUCCCCAAUGCUGCGGCCCCAGGCCAGUUCCCCACUCCCGAUUCCCGUCUUUCAGGAGGUGCCCUUUGCUCUCUCCCUGUGUAACCUACCCCCAAUGCUGAACCACUCAGUGUCCUGCCCUUUAACCACCUGUCCUGAAAGGAACACCCACUUCUAUUCCCUUCCCACACUGGCCCAUGGGGACCAUUGCUUCAGUGCCAAGCGUUUUGCUUCAGAACUGUAG
Pteropus alecto (black flying fox) is the source of this 786-nucleotide messenger RNA. RefSeq names its product testis expressed 38 (gene TEX38). The record is from RefSeq and is a predicted model, not a curated record. The transcript is spliced from 2 exons. NCBI's taxonomy places the organism in Eukaryota, Metazoa, Chordata, Mammalia, Chiroptera, Pteropodidae. Bases 76 to 786 code for a protein of 236 amino acids.